Messenger RNA from Cordyceps fumosorosea ARSEF 2679, 537 nucleotides. RefSeq lists its product as hypothetical. The record is from RefSeq and is a predicted model, not a curated record. The transcript has 2 exons. Lineage: Eukaryota; Fungi; Ascomycota; Sordariomycetes; Hypocreales; Cordycipitaceae. The coding region runs from base 1 to 537 and encodes 178 amino acids.
AUGGCCGUCGCAGCGGUGCUCGCUGUGCCGGAGUUGCACGAAGCCAUCCUCCUCCAAAUCGAGAUGACCACGCUGCUCAUCUCGGCGCAGCGUGCAUCUCGACCCUCCCGAGGAUGCCUACAUAUAGUCAUUCCGGGAUCACUUCUUCCGCCGGAGCGCGAGCUGGCGACGCAUGCUCGUCGCGCAGCCGUCCGUCCGCCAGCUCGGCUGCUUCCACAGCGACGAGCGCCACGAGGGCCUCUGGGCGAUGCAUCGCCGCUGCGCAUGUGCCGGCUCUAUGAUCUGGUGCAGGAGCGCGCCUGCCGCCACGAGUCGCACUGUUUUUGGUUCCGCGUCCACUGGGCCGUGAUGCGGGGGCCGGCCUCAUGCGAGGCGAGCCAGGAGUUGGGGACACUACUCUUCGCCCAAGCGAGGGUAGUUGUCGAGUUCGUGGAGGCGAAGCAACCAGCUGCGACCCCCAAGGAGCCAGGAGACUCCGAUGUCUUUGACGGCGUUUUCGGUGCGUUGAGCACGAGUCAGUUGAAGUUGUAUUGGUAA